This is a messenger RNA of Microtus ochrogaster (prairie vole), 9600 nucleotides long. RefSeq names its product ligand dependent nuclear receptor corepressor (gene Lcor). The transcript is spliced from 9 exons. The coding region runs from base 69 to 5198 and encodes 1709 amino acids. Gene Ontology annotation, biological process: regulation of transcription by RNA polymerase II. The record is from RefSeq and is a predicted model, not a curated record. Gene Ontology annotation, cellular component: nucleus. Gene Ontology annotation, molecular function: DNA binding. Lineage: Eukaryota; Metazoa; Chordata; Mammalia; Rodentia; Cricetidae.
GAUGGGGGCGGAGGGAGCCGGAGCUGUCACAGGCCCCGCGUCCGCCUGAGCGAGCCAAGUGGGGUGUCAUGGCCGCGGGGGGCAGCGGCUGCACUUCCUCUGCUGGCAGCGGCGGCCGGGAAGUUAGUCCUCGACGCACGGGUCGGUCCCGUUUCCUUCAGUGCGGCGGCCGGCGGGACCAUAAGGGCUUAACUCAUAUAUUUAACCCCCCUCCAAAAAGAUUUGAAAGUAUUCUUGAAGGGCUGUUUGGACCUGCAUUAUUAAAAGAUCUCAGUUUAAUUAAAGAGUGUGAACCCGAAAGCAUUUCUGAUUGGGCUUUUGAUGAGAAUUGUUUGUUCUGUUGCUUGAGAAGAGAUAAAGUAAAGGGAUACUUAGUCGGUCUGGAUGAACCAGCUUCCGGAGCUGGGCAAGAAGCUUUGCUUAAACAAGAGCACGCAAAAGUCACUCGACUCCAGAGACAAACAGAAGAGUUCCUCAAUGCAGUCUUUUAUAGAAAAGACAGUCCCUGGGUCUCCGACCCCAAUAUUCCCCUAGUGGCCCGUGAGAUCAUGCAGCGAAUGAUCCAACAAUUUGCUGCUGAAUAUACCUCAAAAAAUAGCUCUACUCAGGACCCCGGCCAGCCCAAUAGCACAAAGAACCAAAGCCUGCCGAAAGCAUCUCCAGUCACCACCUCUCCCACCGCUGCAACUACUCAGAACCCCGUGCUCAGCAAGCUUCUCAUGGCUGACCAAGACUCACCUCUGGACCUUACUGUCAGAAAGUCUCAGUCAGAACCUAGCGAACAAGACGGUGUACUUGAUUUAUCUACUAAGAAAAGUCCAUGUGCUAGCAGCACUUCCCUGAGCCAUUCUUCAGGCUGCUCCAGUACUCAAGGGAACGGUGAGGAUUCAUCAGAGGCAUCAGCAGUAGAUUCUAACCAUCCAUCGAAGCCCCCACUGGAGAAGUUUAUGGUCAAACUGUGCACGCAUCAUCAGAAGCAAUUCAUUCGUGUCCUGAGUGACCUAUACACAGAAUCUCAGCCAGGUUCUGAGGACCUGCAGCCUCUGGAUUCCACAGAGAUGGAUGUCUCCAAUUGCAGUGCGGGUUGUGCCCAGCUGAGCAGCAGACAAAGUGAAAAGGAUGAUGAGUGUCUUGAUGGGAAGUCUCCUGCUUCUCUAAGUUUGUUCUUAGACUCAUCGGGUUCUCCUAGCUCUCUGAGUGUGACUGAAGAAACUGUGAAGGAACCAUCUCCUGAGACAGACUCUGUAGAUGGAAGAGAGUCUGCCUUGACCAUUGUCCAGAAAGAGUCCUCUGAAAUUCCAGAUGCUCGACCUAACUCCAGAGGAUCGGCAGACAGUCCCACAGUAGGGUGUCUCACUGCAUUGGAUUCUUCCUCUUUUAACUCCCUCCACAGUCCCAAAAGCUUAGAGGGCCAAACCACUGGGCAGGAACAAGACACCAGCUUGAAGCCCCGUGAGGGUACUGAAGACCACGUUCCAGCCUCAGUCGAAAGUCUGACUGCAGUGGAAGUGGCAACUGAGAAUACCGAGGAGAGUGGGAGCUGUGCUUCUCAAAGAAACUCAUCCAAAGCUUUAUCACAAGAGACAUGGGGCUCAGGGUUUAUGGGAAACUCAUCUAGUACUGCAGACAAAGAGAAUGCUUUACAGUGUAGCUCAAAAACAUCCUUACACCAGGAUUUAGAGGGAGAUGAACAAGAUGAAAGGCCAAAGCAAGAGAACCAUCUUCAUUCACUGGGUAGAAACAAGGUGGGUUACCAGACAUACCCCAGUGACAUGGGCCAAUUUGAUCAUUCCAAAGGUGACUGGCUAGCUCCCAGCUCCACUCCAGCUGUACACAGAGCAUCCAAUGGUCACUCACGAACCAAGAUGAUAUCAGCCUCCAUCAAGACUGCUCGGAAGAGUAAGAGGGCAUCGGGCUUGAGGAUAAAUGAUUAUGACAACCAGUGUGAUGUUGUUUACAUCAGUCAACCAAUAACAGAAUGCCACUUUGAAAAUCAAAGAUCCAUAUUAUCUUCUCGUAAAACAGCCCGAAAGAGUACCCGGGGAUACUUUUUUAAUGGUGAUUGUUGUGAACUGCCAACUGUUCGCACACUGGCCAGAAAUUUACGUUCCCAAGAAAAGGGAAGCUGCUCACCAAUAGUACCAGAGGCAGUGGUGACUCCCAAACAGACUCCUACAAUUUCCACCUCAAAGCAUACAGUAGGUAUACAGCUUCCCACCGUAGAUACCCCAGAUGAUUCUAGGAAGGAAAGAACCAUUGCCCUUGAAGAAGGAGACAAAGACAUGUCAUCAGCUAAAGAGCAUCGGGAGCCAGAGGUUUGCCUUACUGUGAAUGAACAGGAUCUUAGCAGCUCCCCUAGGCCAGGAGAGACCACAACCUAUAGCCCAGCACAUCUUCUGCCUGCCCCACUGCCUGAUGAGGAUAUGCCUGAUGUUCCAGAAGGUAGCAUUGUGGUCUCACCUCCCACAGCAAGUGUACUAUCUUUCCUUGAGCAAGAUCAGCCAUCAGCUUCUCUUUGGGGUUCAGAUGAAACACAUACACUCCAGGAGUGCCACCUGGCUCCCACAACCAGAAGCACCCCCUUCAUCUCUGGAGAAGACAGUGAAGACCUGCUAUAUAGACCUCAGUCUUCUCCUGAAACAGUCAUCAGAGAAGAGCAUUCUCUGUGCUCAGAAAAUGAAAGUCCUACUGUGGAUUUUGAUCCUCCCCUAGGUCUAGAACUGUCUGAGCACGACCAAAGCAUCAGUACCGAGGCUGAAACUGAAGACAUCUCUGGGGAGACACUGUUGCUAGAAGCCGCCAUGCCCCUCCUGGAAAGCAACAUUGUCAGUGAUGAGAACCCAAGUGAGCCUGAGGGAGGUGAGGCGGCAAGUGAAGCAGGACAGCUGGAGAUGCCUGACAGUGAUGUAAGAUACUCAUCAGAAAAUGAUCCAAGUCAGGCAAAUGUUGACUCACCUGAGAAUGUGGACAAGAAGAAAAAGGGUAAAAAGCUCCCUGAGGCCUCUGAUAGGUGCCUAAGAAGUCAGCUUGUAGAGUCAUCCUCUGCUGACAAGUGCCCAGGAAGCCAGGGUUUGGAUUCAUCCACUGCUUGCCCUGAAAUCAAGGUUUCUAAAAAUCCUACUGUAAAGCGUUCUAAAAGAGAAGGGCACUCUGGUGGGGCAACACCUGAGGGCUCGGUGAUUGACAGCAUCCAUAGAGAAGAUCUGGAGGACACUGAAAACCCCAGUGUCAGUGAACGUUCCUCGGAUGAAGAUAUCAAGCAGGAGGGUGAAGGAGUGGGAGUCAUCACAAGGCAGACUCUUAAAAGCCUGCUAGCAAAGGAAGUCAAAAGAGAAGAAGGGGAGACUUCCCCAAGCAGUGACCCCACCACAGUCAGCCAGCCACUGCCUGGGGAGAAUCUGGAACUCAGUCUCUGGCCCAAACUAGAUGAGAGAGGUGCACGUGUGCCCUCAGAAAGCAUUCCUUGUAAGAGGGACCCAGAGCAGGGAAAAGAGAAGCCGGGACACAUUGCCACACAGGAUGUGGAAGCCGCUGUGAGUGUGGUAGAUGCUGAGGACACCCACUCUAAAGAUGACGCUGGCCUUGCUACAUCUAACUUAGCUGGGAUAUCAGCCAGUCAGAAUGUUGAUUCUCCUGGGCCAUCAAAAUUGGUAACACGGCCUAAGAGAUUGCCGUCUUCAACCUACAACCUGAGACACAACCAUCAUUGUGUGGAUGCCUUGGACACUACAAAAGUGGCUUCUGAGAAGAAAGUCACACAAGUCAAUCCAGCACCAAAGGAAAAUGAAGCUUCCAAGAGUGUGGAGUCCUUAGAUGAGGAUGAUGCAGACACGGUGGUGGAGGAGCAACCCAAGUUCAUGGGAUGGUGUGCAGAGGAAGAGAACCAGGAGCUGAUCGCCAACUUCAACGCCCAGUACCUGAAAGUUCAGAAGGGCUGGAUCCAGUUGGAGAAAGAAGCGCAGCCAACAGCAAGAGCAAGGAGCAAGUCCGACAAGCUGAAGGAGAUUUGGAAGAGCAAGAAGAGGUCACGGAAGUGCAGGGGUUCAUUGGAGGUGCAGAAGUUCUCUCCUGUUCAGAUGCUGUUUAUGACGAACUUUAAACUGUCUAAUAUUUGUAAGUGGUUCUUAGAGACAACAGAAACUCGGUCUCUGGUGAUUGUGAAGAAAUUAAAUACUCGUCUUCCAGGAGACGUACCCCUUGUUAAACACCCUCUUCAGAAGUACCCUCCUUCCACCCUGUACCCUAGUUCACUACAAGCAGAACGCUUGAAAAAACACUUAAAGAAAUUUCCUGGAGCCAUUCCUGCUAGGAAUAAUUGGAAAACACAAAAGCAAUGGGCUAAACUACGAGAGAAUUCUGGCCGGGUAGAACCAGAGGCUGGCAGUGACAUCAGCCUCGGCCCUAACAGUGAAGACAGUGUGGAGGAAGUCAGGGAAGGUAGAAAUAGCCAUCCUCCCACCAACUUGCCUACUCCAGCCAGCACACGGAUCCUUAGAAAGUAUUCUAAUAUUCGAGGAAAGCUCAGAGCCCAGCGCCUGGAUAGCUCACUGGGUGGGGCUUCCGAAAUUAAGCAGGGCCGAAAGAGCGUGUGCAUCAACCCGCUAAUGUCCCCCAAGCUGGCCCUCCAGGUGGGUGCAGAUGGCUUUCCUGUCAACCCCAAGAGGGCUGAAGGAAGCAAGGGGAGAAGAGGGAAGCAGAUGCCUGAAACCUUGAUUAGAGUAGAAGGUCAGAACAAGCGCAAAAGAGCAGACAGCUAUGGCACUCGGGAUGAUAAGGACAAGGGGCCAGCAACAAAAGCCAGCAGAGCCCUUUCUGCCAAGAAGCUAGCUGCAAAGGACAGAGUCGGCCAACUGUCCAGGAAGAUGACCUUGAAAGAGAAUAAAGUGAGGAUCUGUAAAAAGGCUCCUGGGAAGAGCUGCCCACCUUCCAGGAAAGAGAGAGAGGAUGCAAACAAAAUGUCUAGCCAUCCUGCUGCAGCCUCUGACACACCGACAAAGCCUGCAAAACAAAGGGGGACAGGAGAAGCCUCUUCAAAGCCCCCAAAAGCCGGAAGGAGGAGCAGGAAGCUGAGCAGUGGUAGGGGCCGAGCCAGACCCUUGACAAAAAGCCCAGAGAACCGGGCUGCCCAGAGAAAGAGAAAGCUCAAGGCCAAACUGGACUCUUCCCAGGGCAAACGGAGGCGGUUAGAUGCCAAGUGAUAGCUGGAUGGCCGCUGAGAGAGGAACUGACCUAUAGAAGGAGCCUUUUAUUUUGCAUUAACAAAAUCUGCUUUUAUAAGCUUAUCAAGCCUUUCAUGUUACAGAGAACACCAGUUUGAGAUGGCAGAAAAUGCAUCUCAGUUAGAGAAGGGAACUUCUCCAUGGCUAAGGGAAGUUGUACAUUCUAUUCUGGUUGUUCCUUGGGUUUUAAACUUGGAACCAAGCAGUUUUUGUUUUAAGAAGUACAGUGCCUUAUUUAUCCUUUUUGUUUAAAAUUUGACAAAAGCUAAGAAGCUGAUGUAUGUGACUAAAGGCUUGUAUUUUAUACUUGACGCACAAGCACUUGCUCUGUCACUGAGGAGGUCACCGCUGCGCAUGCGUGAGCGAGUGAGGAGCCGGCAGCAGCUGCCUGUGCGCCCCUGGACAGGUGCACCUUGCAGACCGCAGCACAACUCCCCUCUCUGUCUUGUUUGGGUUUUAUUUGAGUGAUAUUUGAAAGCUGAACCAAAUCAUUUCUAUGGUAUGUGGAGAAUGCAGGGGAUUUAUAAUUAUUAUAAAAGAUUAAUAUUUGUUUCCUUCUGAAAACUCAUAUUGUUUAUCACCCCUUCAUCCUUUUUUUUAAUCAUUUCAGAUCAUGUUCUCUAAUUUGUGUGCCCAUGGGACAAAAGCUGUGCUAGAAACGCCCCCUCCUAAACUGUGUUCCUACUAACUGUGUCACCCUCCAGUGUGGGGCCGUGCAAGCAUGGUAGUACUACUUACUCUGUGAGGUUUGCGUCCCAUUUUUUUUUUGUUCAAGUUUUUUGUGUAUAUUUUCAUCUUGUAGCUGUCAUUUGACCAUUAGAAUGAGUUAUUCUUUGUCUCAUUUCUUACACAGAGUACUUCCCUAUGCAGUGAAAGUCAAAAUGUUCUUUUCAGCAAUAGGAAAGCUUAGCCUUGUGCAUAUGCAUCUGGGUGCAUCUGCAUGUAGUUGCUGGCCACAAGUGUCUUCUGGUACUAGUUUCACAGUAAACUUCCCUCUUCCCCACGCAGUGUAUCUGUAAGCGGAGUCCAUACGCAUCCCUAAUACCACUUUCACAGCCGACUUGGAGUGCAGUAGAGUCCCAGGCAGCUGUGAGAAGCUGCCCAGAAUCUCCAUGGAGCCACACCCCCAUCCACGCUGAGUGACAUUCAGAUGGGACUCCCUGAUGUGAAUGAAUAGCCUUGCCUGGAGUGGGUGUCUAUUCUGAUUGAUAGUUCCAUUCUCCCCAUAGCAUGUCACUCUGUCCCAUGGCUCAGAAAUGAGAACUGCAAUAACUGAAAGUGAUGAUGUUUGCCUUUCCUGGGUAGAGCCAAAACCAGCCCCAUUGGCUUUACUUAGGGCCUCUGACGUUGCUCCAUUAUAACAGUGUGUACUUGACUUUUCCUUCGGGCCAGUCAGCAAACCACCUGGUUGCUAAAGCCUCAGUCGGCUUUGACAUGUUCUGUCAUCACAGGCUUGCAUGGACAGCUGCUGCCCUGUUCUUAGUAAAAGUUCCUACUUAGGUUCUUUCAGAUCUUUUUAGAUCAACCCAGAUGGACUUCUUUUAUAUGCAAAUCAUGAUUGAUUUAAAAAAAAAACAGGCCUUCUACCUAUUUUGCUAUUGUUAAAGGUUUGCUGCAGAUAAUGGAAACUUCUGAUAAUUGGGUAGGACUGGAGCUUUGAUUCUUGAGAAAUUGAGAAUUGUGUUGAAUUUUACAGAUAAUGAAAGUUGUGCUUUCAUGUUUUUUAAAUGUCACCUCUGCCCCAUGAACGUUCGUGGACUUCCUCCCUCACUGCCUCCUUCACUCCCCUUACCUUCCCCACCCCCAUUAUUCUUUUUAUUAUUAUCUUUGACCUUGACCGUUCACAAGCUACCUAUCAUGAGACUGCUGAGUGCGUGCUCGAAACUCCUCCUCAGCAUUAAGUUGCACAGAAGCAUUAAUAUGUUUUGAGUAGGUUCAUUUAAUAUUUUAAAAAUGGUUUUAAGGCUUAAAAGAGCUUUUUCUAUAGUUGUCACUGGAUAUUGUUGCUGUAGUGACUUAAACAGCCAAGCUUACUAAUGUGAGAUGCCUGCACAUAAGGCGCCCUGGCCACACCCUUGUAAGGCUUGGGUUAAGUUAGAGGGAUGAGUGAGGAAUAAGUCAGUGGGACACUUCCAGUGUCAAGUUCAUAAUUCAUUCCAUUACUUUCCCAGUGUGUUUUUUCAUUUUUAAAAGCUCGCUUCAAGAUAGUAGGCUGCAUUUGCGGGAGCCGUGUGGAAGCGUCUGUUACGUACCCACGUAACAGUGCAGUAGGCAUCUUUAAAAUUGGCUUACACUUAACAGUAGUGACUGCAUUUAUGUAGAUGCACACUUUACAAAAUUAGGACAUUUAAGGGUUUUAAUUGUUUCACGUUUAUUGAACUCAUUUUUGCUGAUCUGGUUAAUUUGUUAAUAGAAGAAGAAAAAAAAUCAAAACUUGAUGGCAGCUCUAAACCUUUCUAUACCCAUAGCUGGGAAAUUGUCCCUUCAGCAUCUCCGGGCUUGGCUCUCACUCUUGGUUCUCCUUCCUUCCUGUAGCCAUUUUCAAAUAUGACUUCCCACCAUAUGUGUUGCACUCUAUUGCACAGUUUGGAUCCUAAGUCUGAAAGGUGUUCUGCUCCUGGCCCUAUGCUCUCUAAAGUGGCUAUCUAAGGCUCGAGCUGAAGUUGAUGCCAAAGGACUAGUGUUCCCUCUGUUCAGGAUCUGGAAGAUGUCCAUGAAGCUAGCUGCAAAGCUCUUUGUGGCAUCCAUAAAGUGCAGCCUGCUGUGGUGACAGGCCUGCUGUCUCGCUGGGGUUCAGAAUCUUGCCCAGGCGCUUUCUCUGUUCUAGUAGCUUCCAGCAUAGGAAUGUUACCUGAGUCUGUUGACCCACAGUUGCUAGUUCCUGGGAUUCUCUGGGUUUGGCUGUUUUUAUUUUGUUGUUGUUUGGUGGGGUUCUUUACUGAAGACUUGAUCCUGUCCUAUCUAAACCACAGUCAAGCUGUGGGGUUUGUGCCUCGUUGUUCUGUAGUGGCUUAGAGAAAAGAGCCAUCCAUUCCCCCCGGGGACCCUCUGCAUCUCCUGUGCACGUAACUCAUCAGCAAGGAUCACCUUAAGACAGACACUGUAAGUCAGGAUUUGGCCUGUCUCCAGCCUUGUGAUGGCUGCUGGACUGAGAGCACAGCUGUCACUCAUUUAUGAGCAGUGUUUCUAUUAGGUUAGCAGACCUAAGAGUCCCACAGGAAAUGACUCCAUGCUCUGUGAUGCAAACUGGAGAUGCUGUGGUGUUGUCAUCAGCAAGUCUGUGCUUGUCAUAAUACUAGAAACAGACUGAGUUACCCAGAAGUCUGUUUGGGUAACAUCCCUUUGGUCUCAGGUCAGCCAGUGCAGGCCUCCUCUUAGCUUACCCUUGAGCUGUCAUAGACAUGUAAACUGUGGGCUGGCUACUCAUAUGUAUAAAUAAAGUUUUAUUAACUUAGAACCAUGUCCAUAUCCUUAUUGGUUGUCCAUGGUGCAGAUUAAACAUUUGGAGAAGCAGUCAGGAAGCCCACAAAACCUAGAAUAGUUACUAUUUGUAUCUUUGAAAAAGCCUGCUGACCCCUGCUUGAGAAAAUAAUCCCUUUUGGGAAUUAAUCUUCCCCCAUUUCUCUUCUGCCUCACACCCUCUGUCUCCCACAACCCCCCCCCCAUCUCAGUUGUCUUAAGCACGUUUCUGUAUGCUCCUGCUGUAGAGACACAUCACUGAGACAGUUUCAGAGUAACUCAACUCUUAACAAGCUGUGUGUCUACCUUUAAGUCCUCCCUCCGUCCCCACAAUGAAGCCACCACAGUCUAUAGACCAGAACCCCUGACCAAGUUGCCUCUGGAGUUCUUAAGUUGUGUGGACUAUUGCAUGUUGUCUCCCAUAGUGUCUAAUCAUAGAGCUUCACUUGUUUACUAAAAUACGCCAAGACUGUCCGGAUGAGAUUACCUGCUAACACUUCUGUUGGUUCUGAAUCUCAAUGCCACAGUUAGCUGUGGGAAAGGCUCCCAGCAUGGAAACAAAAGCCUGGUGACAACCAGUGUAUUACCAUUGAUCUAUUUUCAGUCACACACUUUCAAAAUAAUUUUAUUAAAGGCAAGUGAACAAUAAAAUGGUAGUUUUUGAACUGCUAUAGAAGGAGUUUUGGGUUCUAUCUUUACAUUAAAUCCAGUCAGCUUCCAGAGUGUUAGUCCUCCCCUCCCCUGAAACUCAAAUAAAAGUUUAUAUUCUGGGCCGGGCGGUGGUGGCGCACGCCUUUAAUCCCAGCACUCGGGAGGCAGAGGCAGGCGGAUCUCUGUGAGUUCGAGACCAGCCUGGUCUACGAGAGCUAGUUCCAGGACAGGCUCCAAAACCACAGAGAAACCCUGUCUCGAAAAAAACCAA